GCCGCCCCUCCCCUUGCUUAACCUCUGCGCCCCCGGCUCCAAAUCGCAACCCACGCCUUCGGGAAAAGUACCCCGCGAGGUUGUCUUGUGAGCAUUAUUCUCGCUUUGCCAUUUUUCUCUUUUGCUUCUUCCGUCAGCUCAUUCUUAUGCACGACCAAGGACGACUCCUCUGGAGGAGGGUCGAGACCGAGGAGGAGCCGGAUCGAGCGUUAACCCGGAAGAAGUGAACCAGGGAGUAAAAGUGAUCCCGUGUUUGUUGGGCGGAAAUGUAGCGAGUUACAGAAGGUUCCGACCUCAGGAAGGAAAAUUAACGUCCUUUCUUCUUUUUCUUAGGUACUCACGAUUCAUUUCUUUGUUCUGAUCGUUAAAAAAGUCUUUUUCUUUCUCCAGUGUAUUUUUUUUUCCAUGUUGUCUCCUUGUGGGAUCACCGCAUACUGUAUACUAUGUCACUCGGUAUGGCUUACACGUGCUGCUGUCGCUCAGGCUUAGUGUCAAUUCUGACAUCCCGAUGCUGAGAAUUGUUCCUAGAGUAUCAGAGAAGUCCUGUUGCUGUGGUGGGUGAUGGAGAAGACUUGCUGUUCUCGAAUAUAGAUAACCCUAUUGGACACACCUCCUCUGAUGUGCUUGAGACUAGAGGUAAAGACACACAAGCUUUUGCUGGAAGCCUGUAACAUUCGUGGCUAGGGGCCCUUGAUGCAGUCUUCCACAGUCCUUUCCAAGGGUGCUGAGAUGAAUCGUCACCUGUGUGUUUGGCUUUUUAGACAUCCAUCUCUAAACGGUCACCGCCACUGCCACAUCCAUCCCCAUUCUUAUCAGUUUCCACAGAUACAUCUUGAUACAAGACUGGUGGUUUUUAGACAAAAUAGGAAUCACGUUCUUCCUCGUCUACUAAAUAAGAAUUGGUUUAGGAGGUAUUGUCAUCAAGACACCUGGACGCUCUGGAAGCAUAAAGCACUACGGAAAUAUAUGGAGGAACUGAAUAAGGAGUACCGGACCCUUGAUCAGUGUUUGCAGCGUGUGUCUGCGAAUGAAGGAGACCGAAGAUCCUUGAAUCGAAGGCAUGCUGAGUUGGCACCACUUGCAGCCAUUUACCGAGAAAUUCAGGAGGCUGAACAAGCAAUUGAAGAAUUAGAAUCAAUGUGUAAAAGUCUAAAUAAACAAGAUGAAAAGCAGUUACAAGAACUUGCAUUGGAAGAGAGGCAAACCGUUGCUCAAAAACUCAACGCGUUAUACAGAGAGCUUUUCCAGAGUCUUGUGCCAAAGGAAAAAUAUGACAAAAAUGAUGUUAUUUUAGAGGUGACAUCUGGAAGAACUACUGGAGGUGAUAUCUGCCAACAAUUUACCCGGGAAAUAUUUGACAUGUACCAGAAUUAUUCAAGCUAUAAACGCUGGAAAUUUGAACUUCUGAAUUACACACCAGCUGAUUACGGUGGGCUACAUCAUGCGGCUGCCCGAAUUUCCGGGGACAGUGUCUAUAAGCAUUUGAAGUAUGAAGGUGGGAUUCACCGAGUUCAGCGGAUCCCUGAGGUGGGCCUGUCGUCAAGGAUGCAGCGCAUUCACACAGGAACAAUGUCAGUUAUUGUCCUCCCUCAACCAGAUGAGGUAGAUGUGAAAGUGGACCCCAAGGAUUUGCGAAUAGAUACAUUUCGAGCCAAAGGAGCAGGAGGGCAGCAUGUUAAUACAACUGAUAGUGCUGUCAGACUUGUGCAUGUCCCCACAGGGCUUGUAGUAGAAUGCCAACAAGAACGAUCACAGAUAAAAAAUAAAGAAAUAGCUUUGCGUGUGUUGAGAGCUAGGCUCUACCAGCAGAUUAUUGAGAAAGACAAGCGUCAACAACAAAGUGCUAGAAAACUGCAGGUAGGAACAAGAGCCCAGUCAGAGAGAAUUCGGACGUAUAAUUUCACCCAGGAUAGAGUCACUGACCACAGGAUAGCAUAUGAAGUUCGCAAUAUUAAGGAAUUUUUACACGGGGAGAAGUGCCUGGAUCACCUAAUUCAGAGACUACUUCAGUCAGCAGAUGAAGAAGCCAUUACUGAAUUUUUGGAUGAAAACCUUAAAUCAGCAAAAUAAAUGAUUUAUCAUUUAUUAUUGUGUAAAUGAAAUGCACCUGUAUCAAGAA
This is a messenger RNA of Equus caballus (horse), 2119 nucleotides long. Lineage: Eukaryota; Metazoa; Chordata; Mammalia; Perissodactyla; Equidae. The record is from RefSeq and is a predicted model, not a curated record.